Molecule: messenger RNA, 951 nt
Organism: Durusdinium trenchii
Lineage: Eukaryota; Dinophyceae; Suessiales; Symbiodiniaceae
Source: the annotation of a GenBank genome assembly
AUGAGCCGCAUGAGCUCUGACAAGAUCUCUCGCCCAUGGCGCAGGCUGCUGAAGCUCUUCACCAUUGCGGCUCUUGGCGCUCUUCGCGGAUGGGUGUUCGCAGCCCCUGGACCCAGAUUCACAUCUCACCUGACCCGCCAUGCUGGCACUGGAGGUUUGGAGGAUAUCCAGAAGAUGAGGGCUCGAGAGAUCAAGAAAGAGUUGGAGGAUGCAGGUGUCGAUAUCUCUGACAUCUUUGACAAGGAUGAUCUGGUGGAGCGUCUUCACCAGCUCCGCAGCGGUGUCAUCCAUGGAACUUCCACCUCCACCUCCGCUGAUUCCAGUGAUCGCUGCGAUCGCAGCGGGGUGGCUUCAGAGCACGACGGUGCGGGUGCCGAUCCCACCGAGGGUGCGAGCUCGGAGGCGAGAAGUGCGCCAGGCCCUCAGAGUCACUCGAGCGACACCAGUGAGCCAAGCGACUUGAUGGCAAAGUGCAAGGCCAUGAGAGUGAAAGAGCUGAGAACUGAGCUUGGGCAGCGAGGCAUCAGUUGGGCAGAUGCCUUAGAUAAGGAUGAACUUGUUGAACGCCUUGCCGGAGUUCUACAGAAGGAAGCCUUAUUUUGCAGUUCAGGCCGACUAAAGCCGGGCAUGGUCACCAAGAUUACUGGUGCAGAGUUGGAAGAAGAGCUCCGAGAUUCAACCACUCCGUUGCUUUUGGAUGUCUAUGCCGUUUGGUGUGGACCCUGCAAGAUGAUGGAGCCUCAGCUGGCGAAUGCUGCCAAGGCCUUGGGGAACCGCGUUCGUGUGGCGAAGAUGGACUCGGAUGAGGAGACCAAUGCCUCCAGCAAGCUGAGAGUUGAAGGCCUUCCGACCCUCAUCUUGUUUGAUCGUAAAGGAAAUGUGGCACAGCGAGUUGAGGGUGCCUUGAUGGAGCAGCAAAUUAUCGAUCUAGUUAAUUCAGCCAAUCUCUGA